GUUGUCGGUGGGUGGGAGUUGUUACAAAAAUACUUCCGGGUUGCUGGAUGACCUUGAGCCCUCCGAAGCGAUAUGGCGGCUCUUUGCAGGCUGAGUGUCCUCUGCGGUGCCCAAGGAGGCCGAGCUCUGUUCCUCCGAGCCUCAGUGAUCAGACCUGCUUAUGUCUCAGCAUUUCUCCAGGACCGACCUGCCCCAGGAUGGUGUGGAGCGCAGCACAUACACCUGUCACCGAGCCACCACUCUGCUUCCAAGGCUGCAUCUCUCCACUGGACUAGUGAGAGGGUUGUCAGUGUUUUGCUCCUGGGCCUGCUUCCAGCUGCUUAUUUGAAUCCUUGUUCUGCGAUGGACUACUCCCUGGCUGCAGCCCUUACUCUCCAUAGUCACUGGGGCCUUGGACAAGUUGUUACUGACUAUGUUCAUGGGGACACAUCGCAGAAAGCUGCCAAGGCAGGCCUUCUGGCACUUUCAGCUUUAACCUUUGCUGGGCUUUGUUAUUUCAACUAUCAUGAUGUGGGUAUCUGCAGAGCUGUUGCCAUGCUGUGGAGACUCUGACCUUUUUGACUUCCUACCUUAAGAAUUGAUUGUAUGCCUCUUUGCCUCUGCUUUGUCGUGCCAUUCAACUCAUAAUAAGGAAGAAAUGAUUAAGUCCAUUGGUGGACAAAGCUCUUGUUAUAAUCGUGGUUAUUUUCAAAUAUUAAUUUUUGAGAAAAAGGUUUGAGAGGUAUAGCCAAGAAAUUUUAAGACUGAGUUUCAUAUUAUACUGAGUUAAUGGAGUUGUCUCUCAACUUCUAACAAGACUCAUAGUUUAACAAAACUUUAUGCAACUAUACAAGCUUUUGCCUUCUAAUUUAUCAGUCUAAGAGAUUUCAGCUUUAUUACCAUCAACACAUGAUCAGACUUACAUAUUUGGUCUGGAAAUAAGGGACAAAGGGAAAGACUGUUAAUUCAUGAAUAAUGACUUUGCAGAAAAUUAGAUAGUUUAAUUUUUGAAAAAAUCCCUCUCUGCUUAGUUGAUACCAGCUACUGAUGAUUACAUAUCCUAGAGAAACUCUAAAAUUAGGAAAUACUGAUAUCUGUCUCACAUUCUGAAUUUCUAAAUCCUAGGAAGCAGAGCUUGGAGAGCUUCUGAAUGUAGAGAAGUUCCAUGUAAGGACUAGAUGCCCCUUGUAGAUGUAUCAAAAUACUAUCAAUUCUAAACUGAGACUUAAUCCUCAAAUGUGUUUUACUUGUUCUAAAAUAAUCUGUCCACAAAUAUAAUGUAUAAGUAAUAAAUUGUUAUUUUCCCAUUGUAGAACCCCAACAUGAAAAUGUAUUCUAUGAAAAGAAAUUUUUAAAAAUGUUGUAUAAUAAAAAUAUAUGCUACUCUUUUA
This is a messenger RNA of Nycticebus coucang (slow loris), 1370 nucleotides long. It is a transcript of the gene SDHD, whose product is annotated as succinate dehydrogenase complex subunit D. The transcript is spliced from 4 exons. The record is from RefSeq and is a predicted model, not a curated record. Gene Ontology annotation, cellular component: mitochondrial envelope; membrane. The coding region runs from base 73 to 552 and encodes 159 amino acids. Gene Ontology annotation, biological process: mitochondrial electron transport, succinate to ubiquinone; tricarboxylic acid cycle. Gene Ontology annotation, molecular function: ubiquinone binding; heme binding. NCBI's taxonomy places the organism in Eukaryota, Metazoa, Chordata, Mammalia, Primates, Lorisidae.